Puma concolor (puma) is the source of this 1108-nucleotide messenger RNA. RefSeq names its product small integral membrane protein 12 (gene SMIM12). The record is from RefSeq and is a predicted model, not a curated record. Lineage: Eukaryota; Metazoa; Chordata; Mammalia; Carnivora; Felidae.
CCGGGGCGAGGGCCUGCGGGCCGCUGGGAGUGGAGACAUCGGUGCUCCAGGCGAGUGAGCGGGCGGAGGACGGGGUCCGGACGGUGCAGUGCGGGCUGCGGCGCAGGGCUCGGAAGCUGAGUCUGGGCUCCCAGCAGACCCUUUGCGACCAGGGCUUCUCGGCCUCAGGCACGUGGAUGUCAUGUGGCCUGUGCUCUGGACCGUGGUGCGUACCUAUGCUCCCUAUGUCACAUUUCCUGUGGCCUUUGUGGUCGGGGCCGUGGGUUACCACCUGGAAUGGUUCAUCCGGGGAAAGGAUCCCCAGCCCGCGGAGGAGGAGAAGAGCAUCUCUGAGCGCCGGGAGGACCGCAAGCUGGAUGAACUGCUAGGCAAGGACCACACCCAGGUGGUGAGCCUUAAGGACAAGCUGGAAUUUGCCCCUAAAGCUGUCCUGAACAGAAACCGCCCGGAGAAGAACUAAUGGAGGACACAGAGCCCCAUGGGUCCUUCUGUGGGCCAUGAGUGGCCCUGCCACCGUGUCUACCCGGCCCCAGAACCCACAUGUCAUUUGCUUUGUUGCUUCUCCUGGCCCUUCCCGCACCACCCAGCCUUGCACGUACUGGCUGCUGUUCUGUUGCCAGGCAGACACGUGAGCAGCCGAGGGGCCAGUGAAGAGGAAAGGCCCUUGGGGGUUCUGGCCUGAAGGUUGCAUCCGUUGUGUGGUGCGCAGGCUUCUGCGCUUCUGGGCGUGCUGCUGGGAGAAGUGUUAUAAACGAUGGCCGUCUGCUUCUGCAGGGAGGCUCUUCGGCCUCGGCGGGGAGGGGCUGGAGUUGGGGCUGCCUUAGGAGGCAUGCCUGCAGGCCUAGUUCCUGUGUGCACUGGGAAGAAUUCAAAAAGCUACCUGGCUUCUUUCACUAGUUUGCCCUCUUCCUGUGCUCAUUCUUCCUGAAAUCCUAUCCUAUCAGGUCAGGAAAGAGACUCCUCGGGGAGGAAAGCCUUUUUCUGUUCUUGGAAGUCCAGGCAGUUUGCCUUGGGACAGGUGAAUUUGCUUGAAAACAGUCAUGAUUUUUCACCCCCCCCCCAUCACUGUAUGGUACAAAACUUGAUUAAAGUGGCAUCUGAGAACCAU